UCUCAUCCAUGGAUCACACUCAUGGCGGAUAUUUCAAGGCUGAGGCCUAUCCAACCCAUCAUCACUCGCGGCACCCACACUCCACAUUCCCAUUUCUCUACUUGAUUUUUCAUUUUCUCUAGCAUGGGUGCUCUCUAGUCUCUACUUUCUUCUAUCUUUCUCUGAUUCAAUUCUUUUUUAUUAUCAUUAUUUCAAGAAGCAAAUUAAAAAUGGCGGCGGCUAUGCCUUCUUUGGGUCUCGGGGUUCACUUCAAUAACAGUUAUAGUUCCAGGAACUUUGCUGUCCCCUUCUCAACUGGGGCUCUGGCCAAGGGGUUUGGUACUAAGCACUACUACAUUAUUCCUAAGAAGAGACAUUUUUCUUCGUCAACUAUAUUCGUUCCACGAGCAUCGUCUUCUGCAGCUCUUGAGGAUGGAAAUAGUGACACUGAUACAAUUCCAAUCCCCAAAGUUAUAAUUGAUCAAGACUCUGAUCCGGAUGCUACUGUGGUGGAAAUAACCUUUGGUGAUCGGCUUGGAGCGCUUCUUGAUACUAUGAGGGCACUCAAAAAUCUUGGCUUGAAUGUUGCCAAAGCAAAUGUCUAUCUGGAUUCUUCUGGGAAACACAACAUGUUUGCCAUCACAAAAGCUGAUACUGGUAGAAAAGUAGAAGAUCCUGAGAUACUUGAGGCGAUUCGUUUGACCAUUAUAAACAAUCUAAUUGAGUAUCACCCGGAAUCAAGUUCCCAGUUAGCAAUGGGAACAGCAUUUGGGGUUGAGCCACCUAAACAACAGAUUGAUGUGGACAUAGCAACUCACAUAAGCAUCAGAGAUGACGGCCCAAAACGAAGUUUGCUUUAUGUGGAGACAGCUGAUCGCCCUGGUCUACUGGUAGACCUUGUAAAGAUAAUAACUGACAUCAAUGUUUCUGUUGAAUCUGGAGAAUUCGACACUGAGGGAUUGUUGGCAAAGGCAUCUUUUCAUGUUAGCUACAGGGACAAGGCCUUAAUUAAGCCUCUCCAACAGGUUCUUGCUAACAGCUUGAGAUACUUCCUAAGGCGACCCUCAACUGAGGAGGGAAGUUUCUAAGCCCUGCACACAACAUUCAUAAAAAACCAAAAGCUUUAGGAGGGAAUUAGGUACUUCCCAGAACUAAAAUGAGGAAAGGCCUGGAAACGUUGUUUAGAAUGUUUUUCCCUGAUAGAAUAAUGUUCUGGAACUUAAAUUUACUUUUAAUCUUCAGCAACAGUGUAAAAUGAUGACUAUUAAAAAUGUUGUAAUAAACCACCCUUACAAUAA
Messenger RNA from Humulus lupulus (European hop), 1277 nucleotides. Its product is annotated as ACT domain-containing protein ACR11. The transcript is spliced from 10 exons. Gene Ontology annotation, cellular component: chloroplast thylakoid membrane; chloroplast stroma. The record is from RefSeq and is a predicted model, not a curated record. Lineage: Eukaryota; Viridiplantae; Streptophyta; Magnoliopsida; Rosales; Cannabaceae. The coding region runs from base 210 to 1067 and encodes 285 amino acids.